CAGGAUUUGCCUGUGCUGUCAGUACUUGUCCACAGUUCACCACGUGUGCUGCUUGUUCUGAGGUACCCCACUGCGGCUGGUGCGACUCGCAAAACAAGUGCAUGACAGGGACAGGAUUUGGACCAUCAGACAAAGACACUACUUGCCCUGAAUGGUUCUUCUACAGUUGCAUAAUUGUGAAAAAUUCCUCAGUUGAUGGAAAUAUCAUCAUCUCAUCCAACCCUUUCUCUUACCGAAUUCAAGUAAUUGACUGUGAUGAGACAUGUAUUGUCUCGACUGUGGCACACCGUGGUAACAGCAUUUCAACUCCAGGAAGUCAAGUGUUUUGUGAGCGCCGUAAACGAGCCUGUAGAAGCUUGUCUAACUGUUAUGAAAAGCGUUCAGAUUUAGCAUGUGCUAUGACCAACAAUGUUAUCUGUCGAGUCCAUUCUGAGUCACAAUGUCCAGGUGGUCUACCACAAUUUGAUGACCGACCCAUUGUUGGCCCAAAAAAUCAAUCAACUAUAAUAACAGAAGGAGGAAAUGAUGAUCCUGGAGAAAUUGUGAUCACUCCAGGAGAUGACAUUGAAAAGACAAGAAUAGAUUUCAAGUUUCACAUCUACUGUGCUACCUCUAAAGAUUUAUCUGAUUGGGAUGACUACGGCUGUUUCUGUGAUUCACCCCAGACUGCAAGCUUGGUAAUAGAAAGACAACCAGUUGAUGAAACAGACAAGUGCUGUAAGGAACAUGACAAAUGCUAUGUUGCUGCUCCGUCCAGUUGUGACUGUCACAAAGUACAAUCGUUUGCAUUCAAUGCAAGAUGUAACGACUGGAAGUUAGCUAAAGGAUUCUGUGAAGAUGUGUUUCUCACCAGUCAAAAUGAUGAAUGCAAACGUUACUGUUGCCAAUGUGAUUUCACUGGAGCUGAAUGUCUUGCACACAGAAGAAACACAAAGACAGACAAAGUGUGGCAUAAUUGGUUAGAUCCAACGAAAAGCCAAUGCAAUCAGAGGUGUGGAAAAGUUCCAGGAUGUGACUGCAAACCAGCCUGUUCUGGCAACGGAUUUAUUGAGAGUGUGGGACGUGAUUCGUUCUGUCUCUGCUUUCCUGGAUGGCAAGGACAAUGCUGUGACCAGCCUGACUGUUCCUGCCAUAAUUCUAAUUAUCAAGACUGUUCAGGAAAUGGUGUUUGUAGAGCAGCAAUAGCAGACAAUAAUCCAACCUGCUCUUGCAGCCAAGGCUGGAGAGGAUCUUGCUGCGAGAACAGAAUACCUGUGAGAAGGUCAGGAGACCCACAUCUAUCUACAGCUGAUGGACUUGAAUUUGAUUAUUUUGGAAUUGGAGAAUUCUGGGACUGCAGAAGCAAGGAGAAUGACUUUGGUGUACAGAUAAGAUUUUUUGGUUACAAAACAACGUCCUUCACUGGUGCAGUUGCUAUCAAGACAGGAAACACCACAACAACCAUCUACACACUCAACAACACCGCUGGACAAACCCACUUGCCCAAACUAAGGAUAAAUGAAACACUUUUGAAUGAUACUUGGGAUGAUUAUCCUACUGUCUACACCAUAGAUUCAGAUUAUGUGAAACUUUAUGUACAACCAACUAGAACCAAUGGCUCUAUAUUGCAGUAUCUCUUCCAAUUCAAUUCUGGUGCCACAUAUACAGUAGAUGUUCGAUACAGCGACAUGCUGGAAAGACAAUAUAUUGACACAGAAAUAGGACUAGUUGUAUCCUUCCUACAUCAGACAGAAGGUCUGUGUGGGUAUAUGGACAAUAGCAUGGACAACGAUUUGGUCACACCUGAUGGAAGACAGCUGACCAACACAACAGACUUUGCAGAAUCAUGGCGUGUUGACCUGAGUGCUACCAAAACAGAUGACAAUGUAUGGUCAUGGACAUACUCUAACUUUCAUCCAGAUGAUCCACUUGAUUCUGCAUACACAAAUCCCUAUCACAGAACUGUAUAUGGGACAGAACAGUUAGAUAGCACAAAAAGAAAAGAAGCGGAACGAGAGUGUGCUGCCCUUGUAUUGCAAGGAAAGCUUCUUAAUGAUUGCAUUCUGGAUAGAGCAUUGACUGGAGACAGCACAAUUAUACAGCAGCAAGCAUUCCAACAAGGAAAAUGUCCUAAUGAUUGCUCUAAUCGAGGCCAGUGCAGUAAUAGAUCAUGCAUUUGCAUAGACAGCUGGAUGGGUGAAGACUGCAGCCUAGGUGGCUGUAACAACUGUCCCACAAAUAGUCAGUGCAUUGAUGGAUUUUGCAAAUGCAAUUUUGGCUAUGUUGGGACAAAUUGCUCAAAAGCUACAUGUGAGAUGGUCAACAAUUGUACUAAUGCAACACAUGGGCUAUGCAAGGCUCCCGAUGUGUGUCAAUGUAACCCAGGCUACCUGGGUGAUGAUUGCAGUACACCAGCAUUAUGUACUCACAACUGUUCACAUCAAGGCACUUGUGUUGGAGAUAAUAAGUGUCUCUGCUAUUACGGAUGGGGAGGAAGCACUUGCAACGACAAAACAUGCGAGAACUUGGCAUACUGUUCUGGUCAUGGCUCUUGCCACUCAGAUGGAACUUGUCAGUGCAAUGCAGGCUGGCGUGGAAGUUCAUGUGAUCUGUUCAGUUGUGAUGGUGUCAGCGACUGUUAUGGUCAUGGAGACUGUGUUGAAGCAGACAAGUGUAGCUGCCAUGUUGGUUAUACAGGAGUAGCUUGCAACAUCUCUACUUCAUGUCCAUCCAAACGAAAUUGCAGUGACAAUGGUGUGUGUAUAAAUGCAAACACUUGUCUCUGUUUCUCUGGAUACUUUGGUGAUGAAUGUGAAACAUUCGAAUGCAGUCAGGGAUGCUCAGGUCGAGGCACUUGUGAAGCACCGGAUAUCUGCUCUUGUAUACUUGGCUGGACUGGAUCAGACUGCUCAGUACCGUCCUGUGAACAACUACACUAUUGCUCAGGUAAUGGCAAAUGUGUUGGUCCUGACACUUGUCAAUGUGACGAUGGAUGGGGUGGACUGCUGUGUAAUGAUUUUGACUGUAGUUCUGGCAACAGAAGUGGCAAUUGCUCUUUUAAUGGCAACUGUAGUAGACCAGGAGUUUGUGCUUGCAACUCUGGCUAUUGCGGAGACGACUGUCAAUACCCAAUCAUAAACGAGUGUGAGGGCCUGAGUAAUGGCACCAUGAUAUAUCCCUGUCAUCAAGUCUGCAUUGAUACUUGUGAAUCAUACAAGUGUACUUGCUCACCUGGCUAUAUCUUGAAUGAUGACCUUUCAACAUGUCAAGACAUCGAUGAGUGCAAUACAACUGCCUUUACCAUUCGUCUGAACAACUGUGCACAAAUGUGCUCAAAUAUUCCAGGAUCCUACUCCUGCAGCUGUAGUGCCGGUUACCAGCUUUCAAAUGAUCAAGGCUCUUGUGAUGAUGUAGAUGAAUGUGGCGUAAGUGACCAUUGCAGUCAGCAGUGCACAAACACAGUUGGCUCUUACAACUGCAGCUGCAGAAAUGGCUAUCGACUCAAUGAUGACCGAAUAACUUGUGAUGACAUCAACGAGUGCAAGGAAAAGAGUUCUGACUGCUCACACUUGUGUUUCAACACAAUUGGCUCAUUUGAAUGUGGCUGUACAUAUAAGAAGCUACUGGCAAAAGAUGGCAAAACCUGCAUAGACCCCCCAACUGCUUCUCCAAAAGAUUUCCUUGUUGGUGCAACACAAGCAAUAAUUUCAAACAUCUCUAGCGAAGAAUUUGAACGGCGUCAGUCACUAUUCUACCAAAACGUUACCCAAGAAGUGUGGAAUUAUUGUCAACUUCCUGCAAAUAAUCAAUGCGGCAAUUUCACUAAAGCCAAAACGGCCAACCUCUAUCUUCAAUUUGCGUCAACAGUCUCUUACAGUACCUCACUUGUGGUCACAUUCUAUGUUUUCUCCAUUGACGUUUCUACACAUGCGAUCUUCAUAAUUCCAGCUGAUCAAGUGGUUCUUGCUCUAGCUAACAGCACUGCACUACAAAAGGCUGGAUUUGAAGUAGUCAGAUUAGCUGUUGUAUUUCCACCUUCAACAGAAACACCUACAGAGAUUCCCGAAUCCAGUAACACCUCUAACACCAUUUUGAUUGGUGCUGUAGUUGGAAGUGUUGGUGGAAUAAUCUUACUUCUCUUUGUCAGUUAUUGCAUCUACUGCUGCUACAAGAAACAAGGAAAGGGAUUUCUUAUCUAAGAUCACAGGACAAGCUGACAUGGGUGGUUUAUGUGUCUUUCAAUUAAGUUGCCAGAGUUGACUGAUUGUCUCGCUUAUAUGCUGAAUAUGGAAACUGACUCAUUCAAUUUGUGACCUAAAUUUGUUGGUCUUGCAAUUAGUAUGCAAUAUGCAAAAUACAACACAAACUUAGUAGACUUGGUAAA
Molecule: messenger RNA, 4363 nt
Organism: Corticium candelabrum
Lineage: Eukaryota; Metazoa; Porifera; Homoscleromorpha; Homosclerophorida; Plakinidae
Exons: 22
Coding region: 102-4178 (1358 amino acids)
Biological process (GO): arachidonate secretion; neuron development; phospholipid metabolic process
Cellular component (GO): neuron projection
Molecular function (GO): calcium ion binding; cell adhesion molecule binding; protein heterodimerization activity
Source: RefSeq, a predicted model, not a curated record